Molecule: messenger RNA, 4886 nt
Organism: Ipomoea triloba (trilobed morning glory)
Lineage: Eukaryota; Viridiplantae; Streptophyta; Magnoliopsida; Solanales; Convolvulaceae
Product: CHD3-type chromatin-remodeling factor PICKLE
Exons: 30
Coding region: 1-4557 (1518 amino acids)
Biological process (GO): chromatin remodeling; negative regulation of transcription by RNA polymerase II
Cellular component (GO): chromatin; nucleus
Molecular function (GO): histone binding; DNA binding; chromatin binding
Source: RefSeq, a predicted model, not a curated record
AUGGCUAGUUUGGUGGAAAGGCUUCGCGUUCGGUCGGAUCGAAGGCCUGUUUACAAUUUAGACGAUUCCGACGAUGACGCUGAUAUUAGGCGUGGCAAAUCUGGCCCUUCACAGGAGACAGUUGAGAGAUUUGACAGACCGGAUGCGAAAGUUGAUUGUUGUCAAGCUUGUGGUGGAGAUGAGAAUCUCUUGAACUGUGAAACAUGUACUUAUGCAUAUCAUCCAAAGUGUUUGCUUCAACCCAUGAAAGCCCCUUUUCCUAGCAGCUGGAGGUGCCCUGAAUGUGUGAGCCCUCUCAAUGAUAUUGAGAAAAUAUUGGAUUGUGAAACACGCCCAACUAUUGCUGAUGAUAGUGAUGCUUCAAAACUGGGAUCAAAGCAAAUAUUUGUGAAACAGUAUCUUGUUAAGUGGAAAGGAUUCUCUUAUCUUCAUAGUUCUUGGGUGCCGGAGAAUGAGUUUGUCAAAGCUUACAAGACUCUUCCUCGUCUAAAGACAAAAGUGAACAACUUCCAUCGUCAAAUGUCAUCGAUGACUGACACAGAAGAUUAUGUUGCUAUACGUUCAGAAUGGACUACUGUUGACCGCAUCCUUGCUUGCAGAGGAGAUGGUGAGGAUAAGGAGUACUAUGUGAAGUGGAAGGAACUCCAGUAUGAUGAAUGCUCCUGGGAACUUGAGUCAGACAUUUGUUCUUUUCAGCAAGAAAUUGAAAGAUUUAACAAAAUCCAAUCCAGACGCAAGCAAAAAAGCAGCCCUCAAGAUACCACAGAAUCAAAAAAGAAACAAAAAGAAUUUCAGCAGUAUGAAUGCAGUCCUGAGUUUCUUUCUGGAGGUUCCCUGCACCCUUAUCAGCUUGAAGGGCUCAACUUCUUACGGUUUUCUUGGUCCAAACAAACACAUGUGAUACUUGCAGAUGAGAUGGGUCUUGGCAAAACUAUACAGAGUAUUGCAUUCUUAGCUUCUCUUUUUGAGGAGAAUGUUUCCCCUCACUUAGUUGUUGCUCCUCUGUCAACCUUGAGGAAUUGGGAACGUGAAUUUGCUUUAUGGGCUCCUCAGAUGAAUGUAGUUAUGUAUGUUGGUUCAUCCAAUGCGCGUACUGUUAUAAGGGAUUACGAAUUUUACUUUCCCAAAAAUCACAAGAAGAGCAAGAAGAAGAAAUCUGGUCAAGUUCUUGGUGAAAGCAAGCAAGACAGGAUAAAAUUUGAUGUUCUUCUUACAUCAUAUGAAAUGAUUAACUUAGACACUGCAUCUCUGAAACCAAUAAAGUGGGAAUCCAUGGUUGUCGACGAAGGCCAUCGUUUGAAGAACAAGGAUUCAAAAUUAUUUUCAUCAUUGCAGCAGUACUCCAGCAGGCAUCGUGUCCUCUUAACUGGAACACCUCUCCAGAACAAUCUGGAUGAACUUUUCAUGCUUAUGCACUUCCUUGAUGCUGGGAAGUUUGGAAGCUUGGAGGAAUUCCAAGAGGAGUUCAAGGAUAUUAGUCAAGAAGAGCAGAUCUCAAGGCUUCACAGGAUGUUGGCACCACAUCUGCUCAGAAGGGUAAAAAAAGAUGUCAUGAAGGAACUACCUCCUAAAAAGGAGCUAAUUUUACGUGUGGAAUUGAGUACUAUGCAGAAAGAAUAUUACAAAGCAAUUCUAACCCGUAAUUAUCAGAUACUUACUCGCAAGGGUGGUGCACAAAUUUCUCUUAUAAAUGUGGUUAUGGAACUACGCAAGCUCUGCUGUCACCCUUUUAUGCUAGAAGGUGUUGAACCAGAGGAUAAUAAAGAGUUUCACAAGCAGCUGCUUGAAUCUUCUGGCAAGUUGCAACUUCUUGAUAAGAUGAUGGUGAAGCUUAAAGAGCAAGGGCACAGAGUGUUGAUAUAUACACAAUUUCAGCAUAUGUUGGACUUGCUAGAAGAUUACUGCAACUUUAGGAAGUGGCAAUAUGAACGCAUCGAUGGAAAAGUUGGUGGAGCUGAAAGACAAAUUCGAAUUGAUAGAUUUAAUGCUAAGAAUUCUUCCAGAUUCUGUUUUCUGCUGUCAACUAGGGCUGGGGGUUUAGGAAUUAACCUUGCUACUGCUGAUACAGUGAUUAUAUAUGACAGUGAUUGGAAUCCUCAUGCUGAUCUACAGGCAAUGGCUAGGGCUCAUAGGCUUGGUCAAACAAGCAAGGUAAUGAUAUAUAGACUCAUACUAAGAGGAACUAUCGAAGAAAGGAUGAUGCAGAUGACUAAGAAGAAAAUGGUUUUAGAACAUCUAGUUGUUGGGAGGCUCAAGGCUCAAAAUAUCAACCAGGAAGAACUUGACGAUAUCAUUAGGUAUGGGUCAAAGGAGUUAUUUGCUGAUGACAAUGAUGAAACAGGAAAAUCCAGACAAAUUCAUUAUGAUGAUGCUGCUAUAGAUAGAUUACUGAACCGUGAACAAGCUGGAGAUGAGGAAACUGUCUUGGAUGAAGAAGAAGAAGAUACUUUUUUGAAGGCCUUUAAGGUUGCAAACUUUAAAUACAUUGAUGAAGAAGCAGCAAAAGCUGAAGAGGAAGUUCCAACAACGCCCUUAGAGGAUAAAACAGCUACAAACAAUUCAGAAAAAGCAAACUUCUGGGAGGAAUUGCUACGAGACAGAUAUGAAGUUCAUAAAGUUGAAGAAUUUAACACUAUGGGCAAGGGGAAGAGAAGUCGUAAACAGAUGGUAUCAGUUGAGGAAGAUGACCUUGCCGGUCUGGAAGAUGUGAGCUCUGACGGAGAAGAUGAUAACUAUGAAGCUGAUUCAACUGAUGGUGAGACAGCUUCAACUGGAGCAGCAGCCAUUAAAAAACCUAUUAGGAAGAGAGCACGUGUGGACCCCUCGGAACCACUUCCUUUGAUGGAAGGUGAAGGGCGAUCAUUUAGAGUACUGGGAUUUAAUCAGAACCAAAGGACAGCAUUUGUCCAGAUUUUAAUGAGAUUUGGUGUUGGAGAGUUUGACUGGGCCGAAUUCACACCACGCCUUAAGCAGAAAACUUAUGAAGAAAUUAAAAAUUAUGGGCGCCUAUUUUUGUCUCACAUUGCUGAGGAACUUACUGACUCUCCCACCUUUUCAGACGGUGUUCCGAAAGAAGGUUUGAGAAUACCAGAUGUACUUGUAAGGAUUGCAGAAUUACUUCUUGUAAGAGACAAAGUCAAGGCUUUAUCAGAAAAACCAGGUUGUCCACUUUUCACAGAGGACAUUCUAUCUCGCUUUCCUGGACUCAAGGGUGGAAGACUAUGGAAGGAGGAGCAUGACUUAUUGCUUCUGCGAGCAGUACUCAAGCAUGGUUAUGGAAAAUGGCAAUCCAUAGUUGAUGACAAGGAGUUGAAGAUCCAAGAAGUGAUUUGCAAGGAGCUAAAUAUCCCCAUGAUAACUUUGCCUGUGCCAGGGGCUUCUCAACAGCAGGUUAUUACACCUGGAACCUCUCAACCACAAGUUCCUGGUUCAGGGGUUUCCCAGGCACAAGUACCUUUAUCAGGAGUUUCCCAAGCACAGGUACCUCUAUCAGGAGUUUCCCAAGCACAGGUACCUCUAUCAGGAGUUUCCCAGACACAAGUACCUGUAUCAGGAGUUUCCGAAGCACAAGUACCUCUAUUAGGAGUUUCCCAAGCACCUAAUGGUGAAAAUACAUCCAAUGCCGGAAGUACUAUUAAUCAAGUACAAGGACGUAGUGGUGGAAAUGAUCUUGGAGCUGAAGUUGGUGCUACUGUUACUGGAUCAAGUGAUCCUUCAAGCCGAACACAGCUUUUCCAAGAUUCUACUUUUUUAUAUCAUUUUAGAGAAAUUCAAAGAAGACUGGUUGAGUUUGUUAAGAAAAGGGUGCUGCUUCUAGAGAAAGCUCUUAAUGCGGAAUACACUAAAGAAGCCUAUGGUGAUGAGAGGUCAAGUGAAUUGCCUAGUGAUGAGACAGAGUUCGAACCCAAGGUUUUGGAUGCACCAAGCCGAAAUGUAGAUUCUGAUAAUGAAGUUUUUGAUCAUUUGCCAAAAAUUAUUGGGAUUUCCCCACAGGAAGCUUCAGAAGCUGCUUGCGAUACUAAACCAGAUCGUUUGGGUGUGGCUCAGCUUUAUAAUGAGAUGUGCAAGGUGCUUUCUGAAAAUGUUGAAGAUUCAAUAGCCGAAUAUGCUGCAAAUCAAACGGCAAGUGCUGGGAUGAAAAAGAACCUUCAUCUGUUUCAGAACAUAAGUCACGAGAUGAAUCAAAUACUUUCGUCAUCGCAACAGACUUCUCCCAAUUUAGAGAGGUUCAUAUGCCCAGAAGAUACAAAACCAGAAGCUGGAGAAUCAAAUUUAUCGUCAAUUCCUCAAGGAGACAAUUUAGUUGCUGCUGGUGGGGAAGAAAAUGAUGACAAAGUAGUAGAAGAUUCAGAUCCUCAAUCAGAGAGUAGUGAUUCAGAAGCGAACCUCGGGGUAGAGGGGAGCAAUGCAGAUGACAAAGUUGCGGUAGCAGAAACACCUCCUACAGAGACUAUUGUGGUUUGUGAUACCGAUAAUCAGGAUGAUAAUACUGGUGCUAACAGUGAUACUUCUACUCAGGGAAGACCAGAAAAGGGUAGCAGCAUGGAUUUGGAUUGAAGGAUUAGAUACACAUGCUAUUAUGCUCUCUAACCCCUUUGCUUUCUCAAGAGUAGGGAGGCAAAGGUAAUUUUAUCUUUCAUUUCUCAUUCCUACAUAUAUUAGUGGGAUAUGUUAGUACAAUUGUACUAGUAAUUCAUACUGAGACACUGGUACUACUGAACUUUAGCUUGUGGCUUUAAAAAAAAAAUAGCGUGUGGGUCCAUGAUAUGUACUUUGGGGAAAUUGACUGAAAUGGGAAGGUUUACAAAUGUUGUGGACAAAAACAAACAAUUUUUUGAAGUUAGAUAAAUCUAGGAGAAACUACUUUGGCAUUUCCGUUUUACAAA